AAGGAAUUUUUCUGACAAACGCAAUAGGUCGACCAGUACUGGAACGCAGUGCGCUAAGCCCCUUUAUGGCGGAGGCUGCCAUGUUAAAACGGAAUGAAUCGAAACCCUGGAGUCGUGACCCCGGAAGAACCUGCCAGAGCCGGAAUUUCGAGUUCUGCUUCCGGGCCAAACUGUUGGCAGCCUCGAGAUGGGGAAGAUGGCGGCUGCGGUGGCUUCAUUAGCCACGCUGGCUGCAGAUCCCAGAGAGGAUGCUUUCCGGAAGCUUUUCCGCUUCUACCGGCAGAGCCGGCCGGGGACAGCGGACCUGGGAGCCGUCAUCGACUUCUCAGAGGCGCACUUGGCUCGGAGCCCGAAGCCCGGCGUGCCCCAGGUGGUCAGGUUUCCUCUGAAUGUGUCCUCUGUCACUGAGCGGGAUGCCGAGAGGGUGGGACUUGAACCUGUGAGCAAGUGGCGGGCCUAUGGACUCGAAGGCUAUCCUGGAUUUAUUUUCAUUCCAAACCCCUUCCUCCCAGGAUGCCAGAGGCACUGGGUAAAACAGUGCCUUAAGUUGUACUCCCAGAAACCUAAUGUAUGUAACCUGGACAAGCACAUGACUAAAGAAGAGACCCAAGGACUGUGGGAACAGAGCAAAGAGGUCCUAAGGUCUAAAGAAGUGACUAAGCGAAGACCCCGAAGUUUACUAGAGAGACUGCGCUGGGUCACCCUGGGCUACCAUUAUAACUGGGACAGUAAGAAAUACUCAGCAGAUCAUUAUACACCUUUCCCUUCUGACCUGGCUUUCCUCUCAGAGCAAGUCGCCACUGCCUGUGGAUUUCAGGGUUUCCAAGCAGAAGCAGGGAUCCUGAAUUACUACCGCCUAGACUCCACACUGGGAAUCCACGUGGACAGAUCUGAGCUAGAUCACUCCAAACCCUUGCUUUCCUUCAGCUUUGGACAAUCUGCCAUCUUUCUCCUGGGUGGCCUCAAGAGAGAUGAAGCCCCCACCGCCAUGUUUAUGCACAGUGGUGACAUCAUGGUAAUGUCGGGUUUCAGCCGCCUGUUAAAUCAUGCGGUCCCUCGAGUCCUUCCACAUCCUGAUGGGGAGUGCCUGCCUCACUGCCUGGAGACACCUCUCCCAGCUGUCCUCCCUAGCAACUCAUUGGUUGAGCCCUGUUCUGUGGAGGACUGGCAGGUGUGUGCCACCUACCUGAGAACUGCUCGAGUUAAUAUGACUGUGCGUCAGGUACUGGCCACAGGCCAGGACUUUCCUUUAGAACCCGUGGAGGAGACAAAAAGAGACAUUGCUGCAGAUGGUUUGUGCCAUCUGCAUGACCCAAAUAGCCCAGUAAAACGGAAAAGGUUAAAUCCUAACAGCUAAAACUUAGGGGCUAGAUUCUCUUACUCAGACAGGCUUUUGUUGCCACACACAGGGACAGGAAGAAGUCAUCUAUGAUGUUGCUGCUUUGGGCCCAUCUUAGAGUGAAAACUGAUUAGUUUGUCCAAAGAAGUGUCCUAAGCGAUCCAGUUUGAAGCUCUUAGGAGUGUGUGUUUCUCAUACCAUAUUGGUAUCAUGAUCCACACAGACAAGCAUCCGAGGGAGGAGGAAGUGAGUCAGCACCUCAGUUUGUUAGGAAAUCCUGUUUCUCCCAGCACUGUGUGACUUAUGAUCCAGCCACCAGAAUUCCUAACUCCUCCUAGUCAUCAAAUUAAUUCUUCGGCUCUUCACUCUUCUCUGCUCUCACAGAGGAAUCUUAAGCAGAUGAAGACAAUGGAAUUAAAGUGUCCCUAGGAGCCACAGUUGUCACUUGGUUGGUAGAGCACAUGCUUGCCAUGCACGGAACCCUGGGUUCAAUAUCCAGCACCUCGUAAGCCAGGUGUGGCGUAAUGCACUUGUAGUGCACUCCAAGGGUAGAAGAUCAGACGGUCAAGGUGACCUUGCAUCUAUAGACUCUUCCUAGUAGGUUUUUAAUUUGUUUUAAAUAACUAAAAGUCUCUAGGGUGUUUUGUUAGCUGUUUUCUCCAUGAAUAAACUCACUCUAUUUUAAAUUAAAGACCUGUGUCUGUCUUUGAAGGCUGCUGUAUCAGGCAUCCACUUUGUCCUCCUUUUAUUAUGUGUUGUAUUGUUCAUGCUAUUGAAGUUUAGGUAUUUUUCCCCUAAGCUCUGUGUUGUGCCAGAAUGUUCCUUGACCCUCUGGUCACUGGUGUCAGAAUACAAUGUCACCUCCAUGAGGGAAUUUUGGUUAUUUUCCAUCUUUCUCAGCCCUGUCCUCCACUCUCUUUAUUUAUUUGCACUUGGGUUUGUGUGAUAACAGUGGGUGUGGUAUUUUUUAAUAGGAAAAAAAAUUAGAAAUCCCUUAUAUAAGCUGCUUUCUGAAAUUAGUGGGAAAUUUUUAUGUAAUUUGCCUUUGGGAAAGUUACUUAACUUUUCUUUGAUAGUUCCUUAAAUUUGACUCACAUGAAACCACCAAGCUAUUUUUCUGUUCUUGUUUUGGUAAACCCAACAGAAAGUUUAUCAAUGCCAUUAAAACAAUCUCUUUAGCUGUGCUGUGGUAGUACAUGCCUUAGUCCCAGCACUCAGGAUGUGGAGGCAGGUGGAUUUCUGAAUUCAAGGCCACCUUGGUC
This is a messenger RNA of Mus caroli (Ryukyu mouse), 2601 nucleotides long. RefSeq names its product alkB homolog 1, histone H2A dioxygenase (gene Alkbh1). Gene Ontology annotation, biological process: oxidative RNA demethylation. The record is from RefSeq and is a predicted model, not a curated record. NCBI's taxonomy places the organism in Eukaryota, Metazoa, Chordata, Mammalia, Rodentia, Muridae. Gene Ontology annotation, molecular function: ferrous iron binding; broad specificity oxidative DNA demethylase activity; oxidative RNA demethylase activity. Gene Ontology annotation, cellular component: nucleus; cytoplasm.